This is a messenger RNA of Colletotrichum spaethianum, 1161 nucleotides long. Its product is annotated as clavaminate synthase-like protein At3g21360. The coding region runs from base 1 to 1161 and encodes 386 amino acids. The transcript is spliced from 5 exons. Gene Ontology annotation, molecular function: oxidoreductase activity. The record is from RefSeq and is a predicted model, not a curated record. Lineage: Eukaryota; Fungi; Ascomycota; Sordariomycetes; Glomerellales; Glomerellaceae.
AUGGCAGCGGGUCAAGUGACCUCAACCCACAAGGAUACUUCGUCUACGUCAAGAGAAGGUGACCGACGGAGUAUUGAGGAAACCUUGCAGCUCUUUGAGCCAUUUACAGUACCUGGUCAACACGACACAGCCGCCUUUGGACUACCAUGGUCAUCCCCCUUCCCCCUUGGCCUCAAGGCGACAAAGGCUCUCAGUCUCUCGAACAGCAUCGAAGUUAUCAAGAGCUUUACACAGUCUGGUGAUCUGGCCCGUUUAAUCAAACACCACGCUGGCGCCAUUUUGAUCCGCGGGCUUCCAAUUGAGACGCCCGACGAUUAUAGCAAAGUUGCCCAUGCCUUUGGCUUCCGCCCUCACGUCGAGGUUGGACGUCCUCCGUUGCGAACUGUUUUGGCACCAAAUGUGAAAACGGCAAAUGAAGGUGAAUAUGGAUGGAGUACCAUCAACCCAGCAUGGUUGACUUUUAGCGCUCUUAAGCUUCCCGAUUCUGGUGGCGCAACCCCAAUUACUUCGGCUAUUUACAUUGCCCAUGAGCUUUCUCGUCAGAAGCCUCAAUUUCUCUCGGAGCUUCUCAACAAGGGUGUCAAAUACGUCUAUCGCUACACAACAAAUCCGCUUGUUUCUAACACUGGGACGAGUAUACGCGGGGCUUACGGCCAAGAGGUCACAGACGAGGACGACGAAAUAACGGCAAGGAAUAAGAUUGAGGACGAGGUUCGACGCCACAGCAAUCGAUUCGAGUGGCACGAAGACGGUAGCAUAAGCGUGACACAUAUUGUUCCUGUAUUCUUCGGAAACGUCACAUCCGCCUGGGGUCGCAGCAGGCAUCAUGGUGCGACGAGGCCUCCCUUCCAGGGUGACGACGGAUCCUACCACCCUCCGCCGACCUACGGCGAUGGCACGCCCAUUGAUCUUGAGGACUUGGACCUGCUGCUGAAACUCGCAGAGGAUGGUGCCGUUGAUGUCGAAUGGGAGAAAGGAGAUUUGGUGCUACUGGACAACUACGCCGUGAUGCAUUCCCGUAAGCCAUGGAAGGGCACACGACAGGUCCUUGCUGCUCUAUGGGAUGACGACGGAAGGAUCAGGGACUUUCCAGAAGGCGUUGAGUUACUGAAGUCCAGUCCCAGGGUGCCUCGAACAGAACCCAAGGGGACCAGCGUGUGA